GAAGCACAUAAACAUAAACUGUGUGCGGACCACACUUUCUUCACGGACCUGAACUUAAUGUUCUGUCCUCGUGGAACAUGACUAUCAGUAACUUUUCAAUCGAGUACGAUGCUAUCAAUCCUCAAAACACCUUCACAAACGGCGAUACCAUCAAGGGAAGAAUCGUCGUCGUGGCGUCGAAAGACACCAAAAUCCAAUGGCUGGCUGUGAUUGCCAAAGGAAAAGGAGAAGCUCACUCCACUAACGAAGACAGCUCAUUCAGCGUUUAUGAGACCUAUUACAACAUUAGACAAAUCAUCUCAGAAGAUGCCAGACAAGAUGGCGACACCUUCCCAGCUAUCAAAGUUAUUGGCCAAGGAAGACACCUAUUUCCUUUUUGCUUCAAGAUUCCUGACAGAGGUUUACCGUCAUCGAUAAAGUGCAGUUUGUGUACAAUUGUUUAUAAACUAAAGGCAGAGCUUAAGCAAUCGGGGAAGUUGCUGAAAAAAGCUGAUGAAUACUUCAAAUUUGUCUCCAAACCAGCUUUGGAGAUUUGCGGCCUUACGGCACCUCGUCAUGGUUUCAAGCAGACAAGUGUCAAGGUCUUUGGCUCAGGAACAGUGACCAUGGACGUUUACACUGACAGACUGGGAUACAAGCAAGGAGAGAUUGUCCAAAUCCGAGCUGAAGUUCUAAACCAAUCAACUCGCUUGGCAACACCAAUCAUACUGUUCUAUCUGACGCAGUCCUCCUUUGGCAAUGGUCUCCAAAGUGGAGUUGAAAAAAAGCUCCUUAAAAUGGAGGCCAACCCUGUGGCCUCCGGUAGCAAAGACACAAUCAUCAAGAGGAUCAAAAUCCCCGGAAAACUACCACCCUCCAUUUUAAACUGCUCCAUCUUUAAGAUGGAGUACCAGCUCAGGGUCUAUCUGGAUAUGAAAUACACCGAAGACCAUGGUAUCACGAUACCAGUAAUUGUCCUGCCUGGCGUUCCACAACAGUCUUCUGCAGCUUUUGAGGGCGAAGCAUCAGGGAACCCCAACCACCCAACCUGGAGCAGCACACCUCAACCUUUGGAGCCCCCACCACCCUAUGAAGCACUGUUUCCAUCCAGUACUGGUUCUGACAAUGAUGUAAGCGGACUGUAAAGAAGAAAAAAAACACCAAUAAAAAACGUAUACCAAG
Molecule: messenger RNA, 1161 nt
Organism: Entelurus aequoreus (snake pipefish)
Lineage: Eukaryota; Metazoa; Chordata; Actinopteri; Syngnathiformes; Syngnathidae
Product: arrestin domain-containing protein 3-like
Exons: 6
Coding region: 78-1124 (348 amino acids)
Biological process (GO): protein transport
Cellular component (GO): plasma membrane; cytoplasm
Source: RefSeq, a predicted model, not a curated record